UUUCCUUUUGGCAGACGCUUGCCGUGCGAUAUCUAUUGGCAUGGGGUAUCGUUCCAUGAUAAUGAUAUAUUCUCAGGUCAAGUCAACAAGUUUCCAGGCAUGACGGAGAUGGUACGUAAAAUUACACUGAGUCGGGCAGUGCGAACAAUGCAAGAUCUGUUUCCUCUCGAAUAUAACUUCUAUCCUCGAUCCUGGAUUCUGCCAGAAGAAUUUCCCCUCUUCGUGGAUGAGGUUCGUAUGAUGAAAGACAGCGAUCCAUCCUGGAAGCCCACUUUUAUUGUAAAACCCGAUGGAGGGUGCCAGGGGGAUGGAAUCUACCUCAUUAAGGACCCAAGUGACAUCAGACUGACGGGAAGCAUCCAGAGCCGGCCAGCUGUGGUCCAGGAAUAUAUUUGCAAACCACUGCUUGUUGAUAAACUGAAAUUUGAUAUUCGUCUUUAUGUCUUAUUGAAAUCUUUAGAACCCUUAGAGAUUUAUAUAGCCAAAGAUGGACUUUCUAGAUUUUGUACAGAGCCCUAUCAAGAACCCACCCUAAAAAAUUUGCACCAGGUUUUUAUGCACUUAACCAACUAUUCACUGAAUAUCCAUAGUGGGAAUUUCAUCCAUUCUGACAGUGUAAACACUGGCAGCAAGAGGACUUUUUCAAGUAUCCUGUGCAGACUGUCUUCCAGAGGAGCUGAUGUCAAAAAACUGUGGUCAGAUAUAAUUUCACUGGUGAUCAAAACAAUUAUUGCACUGACCCCCGAACUGAAAGUUUACUAUCAGUCUGACAUACCAUCAGGAAAGCCUGGACCAACUUGCUUCCAGAUUUUGGGGUUUGACAUUCUCCUGAUGAAAAACUUGAAGCCCAUGUUACUCGAAGUAAAUGCAAACCCCAGCAUGAGAAUAGAACAUGAGCAAGAGCUUUCUCCUGGAGUGUUUGAAAAUGUCCCAAGCCCUGUUGAUGAAGAAGUGAAAGUAGCUGUUAUCAGAGACACUCUUCGUCUAGUGGACCCUCAGAAAAAAAAGAGAAAAGAUACCCAGUGUCAGCCUUUGGAGCACGUGUCGGAAGCAACGGAAGAGCUGCUGGAGGCAGCCCCGGGGGACAGACGGGAGUCCGACAGCCCCAGGAGCGCGGGGGCUGCCCUCCCCUCCCUGUGCCUCAAGCAAGUCUUUCCCAAGUACGCGAAGCAGUUCAACUACCUGCGGCUUGUGGACAGAGUGGCUGCCUUGUUUAUCCGGUUUCUUGGUGUAAAAGGGACAACGAAGUUGGGGCCAACAGGUUUCCGAACGUUUAUAAGAAACUGCAAACUGAGUAACAGCAAUUUUUCAAUGGCUUCCGUAGACAUCUUAUAUAUUGAUAUCACGAGAAGGUGGAACAGCAUGGGAAUCGACCACAAAGAAUCAGGAAUGUGUUUGCAAGCCUUUGUCGAAGCUUUCUUCUGCCUGGCUCAGAAAAAAUACAAGUCCCUCCCACUUCACGAGCAAGUGGCAUCGCUGAUUGACUUCUGUGAGUAUCACCUGGCUGUGCUGGAUGAAAGGCGCCUGGUUUGUGGCCGCGGGACCGUGGAGCGCCGAAGUGCAGUUGUUCCUUGUCAGACAGAUGGACUUCACCUUCCACCAGCUGCACAUACACCCCUCCUGAAUCGCACGGCCACGGCUAGUAAAUUUGCAGAUUAUAGAAGUCAUCGCUAG
Molecule: messenger RNA, 1674 nt
Organism: Tauraco erythrolophus (red-crested turaco)
Lineage: Eukaryota; Metazoa; Chordata; Aves; Musophagiformes; Musophagidae
Source: RefSeq, a predicted model, not a curated record